This is a messenger RNA of Pelobates cultripes (western spadefoot toad), 2734 nucleotides long. The record is from the annotation of a GenBank genome assembly. Lineage: Eukaryota; Metazoa; Chordata; Amphibia; Anura; Pelobatidae.
AUGGAGACGUGCUGUGAUGCUGCAGGUAAAACAUCUAUAAAAUGUGGUGAAACUCUGCUAAAAACGAAAUUUCCUGUGUAUUUAGUUUCCGUCGUUAAUAACACCCGUUCUGACAACUUAACACCAUUAUUCUCACUUGCUUGCUCACAUGAAGACGAAGGGGGAGGCCAGGCAGUCAUAUUGAUCUGAACUGUGUCUGACUCAUAAUUGCAAUAAGGAAAGAACAGAGCGUUGUGCGCCAGGUAAGUUAAAUUAUAAUCGAGAGGUUUGAAGACAGAGAAUAGAAGAAUAGUAACAAAUGUAACUUCUUUAUUUUUGGUUUUAAAGGGCAGCAUAUUUCUUUGUAUACUAGUUCUAACUAGUUCUCCCUAUGGACUUCUGUAGUAUAAACUACUAUUUUAUUCAACGUUUUAACCCCUUAAGGACACAUGACAUGUGUGACAUGUCAUGAUUCCCUUUUAUUCCAGAAGUUUGGUCCUUAAGGGGUUAAACAAGCACCUCUGGUACACUUCAUUGUGCAAUUGUGUAUCAAUGUAGCACAAACAAUAUAUCUUUAAAUGACAUGAAAAGCCAAUAUCUUCCCACUCGUAUCUCUCCCCUGUUUUACAUUAACACACAAUAAUAAGACAAAAAAUGGAGCAAUAUGUAAGUAUUUAUUAAGAUUAUGCUGUUUAGUAGUUUUACAACCGCUGAUAAAUAUAACACACAAAAAACCCAAAAAACCGCAAACAUGAAAGGUGCAUGGUUGUAGCAAUUGAGAAGGAUGGGGGGGGGGGCAGACUCUUGUGUUUACAAGCUUCAGGAUGGAUUGGAUUUUACAAACACUGCAAUAUUGUAUAAAAACCCAAGCUGUGAAAUGUUUGCACUAGUGUGUUUUCUGUCUUUUAUAUUCUACAUACUUUUAACAUGGUUAUUCACUUAAAGGAACACUAUAGCGUUAGGAAUACAAAUAUGUAUUAAGGUCACCAGUGCCGAGGUAGCCCAGUGCUGGAUUAAGGUAAGCAAAUAAAUGGUUAAUUAACCAUUUAUUUGUCACGGAACGGGGCCCUAGUCACCAUUUAGUUCUCAGCUGCAGGGUUAAAACUAGGGGGACCUGGCACCCAGAUCACUUAAUUGAGCUGAAGUGGUCUGGGUGCCUUAAGUGGUCCUUUAAGUGUGAGUUGUCAGGAGUUCAGAGUGAGUUUCAAACUUAAAUUCAAAAUAGCCAAAUAUGAAAAAUUCUCCUGGUCAGCUAUAUGUAUAUUUUUCCGGCUAUUUUCGGUUAAAAGUUAAAAAAUUCAUUUUUGCAAUUGCCAACAUUUAAUACUUUAGUUAAUAGCCCUGUUAAUUAAUUUUGUGAGUAAGGUCCAGGAUACAAAGGCUCCUGCAGAACUCUAUAGCAGAGUUGACAGAAUUUGUCAUGAAAGGAUAACGUCAUAAUCAGCAGGAAAAGUGUUGAAAAAUAAGUAAUAUCUCAUAUAUUUAAUGUAACAAUGUACAUUAUUAUGUUUCCUGUGGGUUUUUUUUCUACACAUGUUGGAGUUAAAUACGAUUUUAAGACGUCAAAGACUGUUAUACAACAUAAUGAUAAACUUGUGGUUUUUAUAUUAAUUCAUGUAUAUUCAUCAAUUUAUGUUCCAUUUAUUGUUGUUUUUAGAAAUCUCUGAAAAUGUUUUUACUGAUCCAUACUAUAAUAAUUGUUGCUCCUGAGACAGGCAUGUAAAAGACAUGAUGGGUGAUAAUUAUAUCCGCCCUGAUUGAUUUGUAAUCUUAACUGUAAAGGGAUGUGUAACACAAUUUAUUCAUUUAUCAAUAGUGUGACAGUGUGAUAAAGGCCUCAACAUCCGCAUCCUAUUCACCUGCUCAACACUAAAAAUAUAUAAAACAAAUAAUUACAAAACGGUUUGCCCUCUGAAAUUCAGGGUCUCAAAAAUCAAUCAAUUCCAUUCCAUCCAUCCAUAUAAAGGCAUUUGCAUCAAAGUCUGUAACCCUUAACAGGAAAUCCCUUUAUCAAUUGAUCAAUUGGUUUAUUGGCAUUCAAUGUGUCUCCCCUCUGGCAUGGCAGCUGCUGAUAUAUACACACACACACACACAGUUCUACAAACAGACAUACACGCUUACUAGAGCUCCUGUCUAAGUCCAGCACUGAGACACACAUGUCCAGGGCUGCCUGUGAUUGAUGGAAGUCACAAUACCAGACUGCGCAGUUACCAUUAUUACGUUUGCCCUUCUCCCAUCGGUGAAAUAUAGUAGGCAAGAGGCCAGGAAGAGAUAGACAGGAAUGUUUAUAAAUUCUAAAUGGGAGGAAAGUAAAACAGGAAUUGAAACCCGGGAGACCAAAAUAGCUGAUCUGGAAAAAAUUUCCACUUCAGCUAGUCAGGGCUUGGCUAUUUUAGCCUUUAUUUUGCAAUUCAGAUUUGAAUUCACAGUAAUUCAGAGUUUAGUAAAUAACCCCUUAGUAUCUCACUCUACACAACACCUUGCCCAGUAUGCCAGUAAGGAGAGAGGGACAGAAUGAGGUGGCAGCCACAGACUGGGCCUGGAACCGCAGGCAGAGAGCCCCUGUGUCUUCAUUAUGUAUGUCUGUGUUUCACUGUGUUACGCAUACUUGCUAUUGCUAACAGUCUUGAAUUCAGGGAAACAGUCCCUAUUUUGGCCACCUUGCUUCUGGGUACACAGUAGAAAAGUGUGACGACUUACAAUAACUGUUUUUUUUUUUUUUGGCUCAUUUCUUUUAGACAGUCACAUCUCUUAA